CAUUCCUAACCAAAUCUACAUAAUACAUACACGCGUGUAAUUUACAUACAUACAUAGAUACAUAUGUAAAUUAUCAAUUAUUUCUACGUCCAUACUUCAGAUAUUCAACUUUUAUUUAACCAUGCAGUCAGAAGAGGGGAAUGGAAACUUGUCCGUGAAUUAUUUAUGUAACCAACUAAUCAAUUGAUUAUUUUUCAUCACAUCACCGAUACAAUUAUGCGGCCCAUACUAAUAUUGCAAACUCCAACCUGUCCCGUUUGACGAAUAGUGUGCAAAUAUCUGGAUAUUUGCUAAAUAUGCAAAACUGACCAGAAAAGUACCUCUUAAAUUUUACCCCUGAGAGUUUUAAAGUACAAAAACAUGACGGAGCAGCCAAUGAUGGACCCGAUCCGAGUGGAGGAUCGGGCACUUAAGAAAAUCCUCCGCCCCACCGACUUCUCGAGAGAAGUCGCUAUUCCCCGCGCCCAUGUGAAACGGUUCCCCUCCAACGUUUCCUCCCUCGUACGAAGCGCUAGUGCCAGACACCCAACGAAAGGGCUGGACAGACAGCAAAACUACCUCGACAAACGCCUCAUCAUGUCCCCUGCCACCAACAAUGGCAACCAUCAGUUUAAAACGAUACCCAUCGACAUUGCCACCCUGCAGGAUAGCCCGACCCCAAAACUCCCCGUUAGUCGGGGGAUAGGACGCUCAUACUCGAAUCGGGUCACACCACAACAACAGCAAGUCAGAAGUCCAGCAUUUCGACGAACAACGCCGGCACGACCACCUUCCAGUGCAAAUGGUGGUGGUUCGUUCCUCUAUUCAGGAAAUUAUGAUCCUAACCACCCAAAUCAGCCCAUUAUUACGAAACCCGUCCCUUUGGCGAGAUCCAGCUCACUAAAUUACAAAAGUGCGCCUCCACCUCCUCGUCCCCAGCAGAACAAUAGUAGAAAACUGGGCAAUAAUGCAAAUAAUAAUGCCAAGAAUGUGGGAAAUCGAAAUAACCGAAAUCCUUUAGCAGUCGCUUCAACUUCCGCCAUGAUUAUGGAAGCCGAGGACGAAGUCGAUUUUGUUAAUGGGGAUGCAAACAAAUUCGAAAACUGGGCAAAUGAGAUGUUCACCGAUGACAAUAAUAAUAAUAACAGAAGGGGGGCAGCAAAAGUGGGAGUGGUUCCUGUUCCUGCUAAUAAAGCUGGACAAAAGGCCGGAAAACAAGCGUCCAACAAGGCGAGCGCAUCCCCCCAGCAAAACUGGGUCCUUGCCGGUGGACCAUCUACCUCGGCCGGAGGAGCAGCCGCCGCGGAGAAGAAACCUGGCAAGAAGGAGAUGCUCCAAGAAAUGGCCCUCGACGUGGCGAAGGAUCAAGCGAAGGAGGGUUUGGCCAACCUCGCGAUGGAGGGCGGACUUGACCCUGGUGCUCUGGGGGGAGACUUCAUCGCAGGAAUGGGGGGGAAACUGGGCAGCAAAGCAGGCGGCAAGCUGGGAGGAAAAAUUGGCAAGAAGCUAGGAAAUGAAGAAAUGGGGAACGAACUGGGUGAAGCAAUCGGCGACGAAUUGGGCGACAUGGCGGCCGAUAUGGCGAAAGAUGCCGCGUUGGAUGCCAUCGGUGACCUCGCUGCGGGCGAAGGAAUCGACAUCGCACCUCCCGAAAUACCAGACGCAGGUCAACUUUGCGCAAAAUGUGUAAUAGUGUAAAUAGAAUAUGUAUGUAGGAAUUUUAACAAAUAAUUUUAUUGGGAACGUAAAAUAUUUUCUAAAUAAAUUUCGGUUCCAUUGA
Molecule: messenger RNA, 1759 nt
Organism: Folsomia candida
Lineage: Eukaryota; Metazoa; Arthropoda; Collembola; Entomobryomorpha; Isotomidae
Exons: 3
Coding region: 361-1677 (438 amino acids)
Source: RefSeq, a predicted model, not a curated record